Molecule: messenger RNA, 660 nt
Organism: Camelus dromedarius (Arabian camel)
Lineage: Eukaryota; Metazoa; Chordata; Mammalia; Artiodactyla; Camelidae
Gene: IL22
Product: interleukin 22
Exons: 5
Coding region: 112-660 (182 amino acids)
Cellular component (GO): extracellular region
Source: RefSeq, a predicted model, not a curated record
AUACUUCUCGAUACUUCAUUUGUUUUCCUUUCUGUUCUUUUUGUUUCUUGUUCUCUCGAUACCAGGUUCUCCUUCCCUAGUCGCCAAUUGCUUGAGUUCGUGUCGUCCACAAUGGCUGCCCUGGAGAAGUCUGUGAGCUCGAUCCUUACAGGGACUCUGGCCGCCAGCUGCCUCCUUCUCAUCGCCCUGUCGGUACUGGGAGGAGAGGCUGUGCCGGUCAGUUCUCCCUGCAGGCUUGACAAGUCCCGCUUCCAGGAGCCCUAUAUCAUCAAUCGCACCUUCACACUGGCCAAGGAGGCUAGUCUGGCGGAUAACAACACGGAUGUUCGUCUCGUUGGGAACAAACUGUUCCAGGGAAUCAAUAUGAAAGAGCGCUGCUAUCUGUUGAAGCAGGUGCUGAACUUUACUGUUGAAGAAGUGCUGUUCCCCUAUUCUGAUAGAUUCCAGCCCUACAUGCAGGAGGUGCUGCCCUUCCUGGCCAAGCUCAGCAGACAGCUAAGCCAAUGCCAUAUUGAGGGUGAUGACCAGCAUAUCCAGAGAAAUAUGCAAAACCUGAAGGACACAGUGAAAAAGCUUGGAGAAGGUGGAGAGAUCAAAGUAAUUGGAGAGCUGGAUUUGCUGUUUAUAUCCCUGAGAAAUGAGUGCACUUCUCCACAGUAA